Messenger RNA from Xiphias gladius (swordfish), 981 nucleotides. RefSeq names its product retinal homeobox protein Rx2-like. The transcript has 3 exons. The record is from RefSeq and is a predicted model, not a curated record. NCBI's taxonomy places the organism in Eukaryota, Metazoa, Chordata, Actinopteri, Istiophoriformes, Xiphiidae. Gene Ontology annotation, molecular function: DNA-binding transcription factor activity, RNA polymerase II-specific; RNA polymerase II cis-regulatory region sequence-specific DNA binding. Gene Ontology annotation, biological process: positive regulation of transcription by RNA polymerase II. The coding region runs from base 1 to 981 and encodes 326 amino acids.
AUGCAUUUGUCAAUGGAUACCCUGGGAAUAGUGGACGAUAGUUGCCUGGAAAACUAUGACAUGGCAAAAGGUGCUGGGUCAAGCAGUGGAGGCAGGGUCCACAGUAUCGAUGUCAUACUGGGAUUCACUAAAGACCAGGACCCUUUACUCCAUUCUGUAGGAGAUGUUGACAGCCAAAAAGCCAAUGGAGAAAACCCACAGCACCCUGAAAAGCAGGUCCCGUCAGACCCCUAUGGCCACCUUCCAGAAAUGGGCGACAGCGCGCAACAUUCUUCCUACCAUGAAUCUGACCUCUUCUCCGGUGACAAGUGUGAUGGAGAAAUGAGUGACCUGCAGAAGGAAGUGGACGUUGCCGAGGGAUCUCCACAGACCAUAAAAGAGGAGGAAGAGCACACUAAAAAGAAACACAGAAGGAAUCGUACCACCUUCACCACCUAUCAGCUUCAUGAGCUGGAGCGAGCCUUUGAGAAGUCCCAUUACCCAGACGUCUACAGCCGCGAGGAGUUGGCAAUGAAGGUCAACUUGCCUGAGGUUCGAGUGCAGGUGUGGUUCCAGAACCGCAGAGCUAAGUGGAGACGUCAAGAAAAGAUGGACACUAGCACCAUGAAGCUCCAUGAUUCCCCCAUGUUAUCCUUCAGUCGUCCCCCGAUGCCUCCCAACUCCGGUCCAGUGGCUAACCCGAUGCCUCUAGAUCCCUGGCUGACCUCACCCAUCUCCAGUGCCACGCCUAUGCAUACCAUUCCAGGGUUCAUGGGCUCACCGCAGGGCUUGCAGCCUGCCUAUCCAAGCCACAGCUUCCUCAACACCCCUCCUGGCAUGGUCCAAGGUAUGCAGCCCAUGGGCCCACCUCCCUAUCAGUGCCCUCCCAGCUUCAAUGAUAAAUACCCAAUGGAGGACGACAGGAGUUCCAGCAUCGCAGCUCUCAGGAUGAAGGCCAAAGAGCACAUUCAGUCAAUGGAUAAAACCUGGCAACACAUGUGA